AUAGCGUGCUGCUUUAAUUACCGUUAGCAUUUAAUAACUUCCAUUGUUAGUGUUCAAUGUCGUCCUAAAUAUCAUUUAUUUACCAAGACGCUCUCUACGAUAUUUUUAUUUUAUCGGUGACAGUCGAUUCACUAUGACGAAUUUCAGACAGAUUCUGUUGGCAUUAGCGACGCUACAAUGGGCAGGAGUAGUGACAUGUACCCCUUUACUACAAGGAGUCAAAAUCACGAGGGAUUUUAAUAUCGACUUCAAACCAUUCCAGUUCCGGCCUAUCUCGUAUAUAAUGGAAAAAUGGGGGCCAUUUGGAGCGUUCGGGAAGAAAUAUGCGAUUGCAAAAAGAGAUCUUGAUGCAGUGAACAUAACGCCACCACCAUUGCAAGUAUCCGGAGUGUCAAGCGUGGGGCCCGCGUUCGCGAGUCCUGCGCCGGCGCCGGUGGUCGAGGUCACGCCUGACCUCCCUCCUCCUCCAGUGAACAUUCCCCCUAUUCCUGUUCUCAGCAGCAUACCACCGACCGCUAUCAGUAACGACAUUUUCCAAGACGUAAUUCCAGUUGCUCCUGUGGGCAAUCGUGUAAUAGGCCCGGAUUUCAUUUCCAACAGAUUAACGGGUUUAAACACUGACAUUAGAAUGCCCUUACCGCAGAUUAAUAAUCCAACGCCUGUUUUUGAUAAUACACCUCUUAGAGUAAAUUUGUUGCCGCCUGUGGUGCCUCCAGUGCCCCAAACAAAUAUCCAAGCACCAGCCGAGCAACCACCACCUGAGACUCCUUCGAGAGGAGGAGUCAUAGCUCGCAUGUUUGGAGAAUUCAUUCUUCAACUGAUCUCAAGGAUUAUUACUAAUGCUAGGUCAUCUUUCAGUCAACUUUCUAGCAGGGUGCAGUAA
Messenger RNA from Plodia interpunctella (Indianmeal moth), 883 nucleotides. RefSeq lists its product as uncharacterized. The transcript is spliced from 2 exons. The record is from RefSeq and is a predicted model, not a curated record. The coding region runs from base 134 to 883 and encodes 249 amino acids. Lineage: Eukaryota; Metazoa; Arthropoda; Insecta; Lepidoptera; Pyralidae.